CCUCAGUCUGACCUCGUUCAAACCCUGUUUAUCAGGUGUGACUGUGUGUUUUGUGGACCCGACCCGUCAUGGCAGACCUGGGAAUCAAACCUGGGGCCGCCGUGCUGCUGGUGUGGUCACAGCCGUCGGCUCCGGCAGCCCUGAAGACGCAGGCGGAGGAGCUUGGGAAUGUGGUGGGGUCUGAGGGGAGGGUGGCGGUGGAGAACAUGGAGAGAUUACUGAUGUCCUCUCACGCCCCCUCCUCCUUCGACUGGGUGGUGUCCGGCCUGCUUCCCGACAGCUCCUCCAUCCACUCCGCAGAAACACUCGCCGAGAUGCUGCGAGUGCUGAAACCUGCAGGGAGGCUGCUGCUGGACGAGCCCGUCACAGGAACUGAAGCUCAGACCGUGAGGACGCCGGAGAAGCUGCUGUCCACCCUGAAACUGUCCGGCUUCACGUCUGUGACGGAGACCAGCAGAAGUGACCUGAGUCCCGAGGCGCUGAGCUCCCUCAGACAGACCACCGGUUACCAAGGAAACACCCUGUCUCGAGUCCGCGUGACGGCCUCCAAACCCAACUUUGAGCUGGGAUCAUCAACCCAGAUCAAACUGUCGUUUGGUAAAAAGAAAGCAGCAGAGAAACCGGCACUGGAUCCCAACACGGUGAAGAUGUGGACGUUGUCGGCCAACGACAUGGACGACGACGACGUGGACCUGUUGGACUCCGACGCUCUGCUGGACGAGGAGGAUCUGAAGAAGCCCGACCCGUCGACUCUCAAAGCUCCGAGCUGCGGAGAAGGAGCCGGAAAGAAGAAGAAAGCCUGCAAGAACUGCACGUGUGGCCUGGCUGAGGAGCUGGAGGAGGAGAGUAAAGGCAAACAGAAGAACAACCUGCCCAAAUCAGCCUGUGGAUCUUGUUACCUUGGAGACGCCUUCCGGUGCGCCAGCUGUCCGUAUCUGGGGAUGCCGGCAUUCAAACCCGGAGAGAAGAUCGUCCUGGACGACAAAACCCUGACCGAUGCCUGAACGCUUCCGUUUGACCCCCUGCUGCUUUAAAAAGUCCACAUUCCUGCUGCUUCCCUCGCGCUGGAGAUCUGAUCAAAUCUCCUGGUCUUCAUGAAGGAAGUAUCAUUUUCUUUAUCUGAGGCAAUAAACCAGUGUGAGGAGAGAUCUACGAAGUUCUUUUUAAAGUGCACUGAAAACUGCUGAUGCUGGUAAAUCGACCUCUCACAACCUGGGACAUUUUCUCAUUAGUAGCUACUGAAGUCAGGCAUGCUGAACAAUAACGCCAACAGCAGCUUCAUCUGGCUCAGUCUGCUGAAUCAAUUGGUACCACUGGCUCGAUGACCUGGUGGGUUAGUUACCAGUCUCCUCCACGUCUCAAACACACAAUUCCCAGUUACAUUGAUGCUCUCCAGUUUAUUUAUGUAUAUAAAGACAAAGAAGUGUUGUCAGUUUUCUUUUUCAUUUCAAUAAAGUGAUGCCAAAC
Molecule: messenger RNA, 1467 nt
Organism: Salarias fasciatus (jewelled blenny)
Lineage: Eukaryota; Metazoa; Chordata; Actinopteri; Blenniiformes; Blenniidae
Product: anamorsin-like
Exons: 9
Coding region: 69-1004 (311 amino acids)
Biological process (GO): iron-sulfur cluster assembly
Cellular component (GO): cytoplasm
Molecular function (GO): iron-sulfur cluster binding
Source: RefSeq, a predicted model, not a curated record